GCUCGUGCACUGAUCUACACCCUGCGGCAGUCCCAGCACGACAACAAACACCCCUAUCCCUUAACAGAUGAGGUUUAUUAUCAAACGAGUGUACUGAAUUUACACUUAAACGGGAAGAAGAGAGAACUAGCGCCGUGUGAGAGAGAGAGUCUCGUUCUCUGUAGUUGGCUACUAAUUUUAAUACAUUCCCAACUUGUCUUAUUCCGCCAAGGACAAAACACAGCGAUGAUCAGACUUCAGGACGCUCGUCAUAGUUUUAUUUCGUCAUUUUAUUUCUGAGUUUUUCGGCAUAUAAGAACCACAGCCGGUCAUUGAAAGGAUUCAAACUGAGAUUUGUGGGAUAUUGUUAAAGGAAAUACAAUGCCGGACCAGAUCACGGUGGCGGAGUUUGUGGCGGAGACGAAUGAAGAUUAUAAAUCACCCACCGCCUCAAACUUCACCACGAGAAUGACUCACUGCAGGAAUACUGUAACUGCACUGGAGGAGGCCCUGGAUGUGGACCGUGGUGUCCUUUACAAGAUGAAGAAGUCGGUUAAGGCCAUUUACGCCUCGGGUCUCGCUCAUGUGGAGAAUGAAGAGCAGUAUACUCAAGCUCUGGAGAAGUUUGGAGAAAACUGUGUGUACAGAGAUGACCCUGACCUGGGAUCAGCCUUCCUGAAGUUUUCCGUCUUCACCAAGGAGCUCACAGCCCUCUUCAAGAAUCUGUUUCAGAACAUGAAUAACAUCAUUACCUUCCCAUUGGACAGUCUGCUGAAGGGAGAUCUGAAAGGGGUUAAAGGGGAUCUGAAGAAGCCCUUUGAUAAAGCCUGGAAAGACUAUGAGACUAAAGUUUCCAAAAUAGAGAAGGAGAAAAAAGAGCAUGCUCGACAGCACGGAAUGAUCCGGACGGAGAUCAGUGGAGCGGAGAUAGCCGAGGAGAUGGAGAAGGAGCGCCGUUUCUUUCAGCUUCAGAUGUGUGAGUACCUCCUCAAAGUCAAUGAAAUCAAGGUUAAGAAGGGUGUCGACCUGCUCCAGAAUCUUAUCAAAUACUUUCACGCUCAGUGCAACUUCUUCCAGGAUGGCCUCAAAGCAGUGGACAACCUCAAGCCCUCAAUAGAGAAACUGGCUACAGAUUUACACUCUAUUAAACAGGUACAAGAUGAAGAGCGCAGACAGCUUACCCAGUUACGGGACGUCCUGAAGACCACUCUGCAGGUGGAACAGAAGGAGGACUCGCAGGUUAGACAGAGCACUACCUACAGUCUACACCAGCCACAGGGCAACAAGGAACACGGCACAGAGCGCAGCGGGAACCUUUACAAGAAGAGUGAUGGGCUCCGGAAAGUAUGGCAGAAGAGGAAAUGCACAGUGAAGAACGGUUAUUUGACCAUCUCGCACGGGACAGCUAACAGACCUCCUGCCAAACUCAAUCUUCUUACCUGUCAAGUGAAGCACAACCCAGAGGAGAAGAAGAGUUUUGACCUCAUCUCCCAUGACAGAACUUAUCAUUUCCAGGCAGAAGAUGAACCGGAGUGUCAAAUAUGGAUCUCAGUGCUGCAGAAUAGUAAGGAGGAGGCACUCAACAAUGCCUUUAAAGGUGACCAGCAUGUUGGUGAGAACAACAUUGUGCAAGAGCUGACCAAAGCCAUCCUGGGCGAGGUCAAGCGGAUGGCGGGUAAUGAUGUCUGCUGUGACUGCGGAGCUCCCGGCCCCACGUGGCUUUCCACCAACCUAGGCAUCCUGACGUGCAUCGAAUGUUCUGGGAUCCACCGAGAGUUAGGCGUACACUACUCCAGAAUCCAGUCACUAACACUGGAUGUUCUCAGCACCUCAGAGCUCUUGCUGGCCAAGAAUGUUGGGAAUGCUGGCUUUAAUGAGAUAAUGGAAGCUUGUCUAAUGGCAGAAGAUGUGAUCAAACCAAAUCCGACCAGUGACAUGCAAGCAAGGAAAGACUUUAUCAUGGCAAAAUACACAGAGAAGCGAUUUGCUUGUAAGAAGUGUCCUGACGCUCUGUCGAAACUGUACACGCUGUGCGAUGCGGUGAAGGCCCGAGACAUUUUCUCGCUCAUCCAGGUUUACGCAGAGGGGGUGGACCUAAUGGAGCCCAUUCCUCUGGCCAAUGGGCAUGAACAAGGCGAGACAGCCCUUCAUCUGGCUGUGAGACUGGUGGACAGAACCUCCCUUCACAUCAUAGACUUCCUCACCCAAAACAGUUUAAACCUGGAUAAGCAAACGGCUAAAGGAAGCACAGCCCUUCAUUACUGCUGCCUGACGGACAACAGCGAGUGUCUCAAACUGCUCCUGAGAGGAAAGGCCUCUAUAGACAUCGCUAAUGAGGCUGGUGAAACCCCGCUUGACAUCGCCAGGCGACUCAAACACAUACAGUGUGAGGAACUGCUGAACCAGGCUCUGGCAGGGAAGUUCAAUGCUCAUGUGCACGUGGAGUAUGAGUGGAGACUACAGCAUGAAGAUCUGGAUGAAAGUGAUGAAGAUCUGGACGAAAAGUCCAGUCCUCACCGGCGGGAAGAGAGGCCCAUCAGCUGUUACACACCAGGCAGUAAUUCCCUGCAGCCUAGUCCGGCCAGUCUGGCACGAGAGGCACGAGACAUGGUUAAAGACAAACAGCGGAGCUUCGUGCCCAACCUGGUCAACAACGAGACCUAUGGAACCAUUGUUAACACAAACUCACCAGUCCCCCUUUCCACCUCUGCUCCACCUCUACCGCCGCGAAAUUUAGUUCAGCCGUCUGGUCUUGCUGGAAUGGCCCAGGGUUCACCCAGUUGGAAGCCUGGCUCCCUAGAUUUGACAGGCAGGCAGAGAUCUUCCUCUGACCCCCCCAACAUGCAUCCCCCAACACCCCCCGUACGGGUCACAUCUACAUCUCUUCUUGUGCCGGGUGGUCCUCCCCCUCAUGUGGGUAAAAAUGCAAGCAUGAUGGAAGCCAUGAGUAUACAGUCCAAAACUGGACAGGGGCCCCCUGGUCAGAACAUCAACAGGGCUACAAGCGCGGACAAAAACUUCAACAAAAGCCAGCUGAUGCGCUCAGGAUCCAUUGAGAGACCAGGUAGAUGUCAGAGAAACCGUUUUAAUUCUAAAGAAGUUCCUGGACAAAACACUAUUGGGCAAUCUCUGCCCCCUACCCACAUGCAAAGGAAAACAUACCCGCAGAGGCCAAAGCGUGUGAAGGCCAUGUAUAACUGUGUGGCUGAUAACCCAGAUGAGCUGACAUUCUCAGAGGGAGAAGUCAUUGUGGUGGAUGGUGAGGAGGACCAGGAGUGGUGGCUGGGCCACAUCGAGGGAGAGCCCAAGAGAAGAGGAGCGUUUCCAGUAACAUUCGUACACUUCAUCAUGGACUGAAUGUCAUAGACCACAGACACUGAGCUGGACUGAUGACAUCACCUCCCUGCCUCUGCGUGGCAUUAAAAAAUCAUCACCAUCAUUAUGAUCAUCAUCUUUCAUUCCCCUUGUCAUGAGGCUUGAUCUUUCACUGAGCUUCCAUGAAGACCCCUGGUUCUCACUGUACAGUGACGAUCGACUAACCUGGGUGAUGCAGUCUCAGAUGUAACACCGUUGGAGAAUUUGGUUUUGGAUUUCAUUUUCGGUUUGUGGACCAGGGAUGAGAAUGAUUGUUGUCAGUGACUUUGAUGCAAUAAAGGCACUUUUGACUUAAUUUAUCAUGGUCACAAUGAUAAUGUAAAGAGAAUGUUGCCAAGAUGAAGGUUUUAUUCCAAGAUGAUAUUCACAUCCUUAUUCAUUUUUGAUGGAACAAUGCAAAGUAGCAUUAAUCUUUGGAAUUUGUUUUUGAAGGACACAUAUCUGUGAAUACAGUCUUGUAUGCUCUUUCCAUGACUAGGAAGGAAACGGAAGGAUAUAUGCAGAACAAAAUAAAAAAAAUUUAAGCAUUCAAAUUGAAGAUGACAGUAAAUGAUGCUAAACUAGGAGUAUGCUAUAAGCACUCUCUCCCACCGAGAGGUGCUCUGUUUCCCCUGUUUCAGCACUACCUGAGUGUAUAAAUAGGCCUUCUAUUGCUCACCCUUGGGAAAUCUCUGAAGUGCACUACGUGAAUUAGAGAGAUGGAGAAUUGUACAGUGGGACUUUGAGACUGCAUUUGUCUUGUGUUUAUAAGAAUGAGAUCUUAGGGGGCCUGGGUAGCUCAGCAAAUAAAGACGCUGACUACUACACCUGGAGUCGCAAGUUCGAAUCCAGGGCGUGCUAAGUGACUCCAGUCAGGCUUCCUAAGCAACCAAUUGGCCCGGUUGCUAGGGUGGGUAGAGUCACGUUGGGUUAACCUCCUCGUUGUCACUAUAAUGUGGUUCUCGCUCUCGGUGGGGCGUGUGGUGAGUUGUGCGUGGAUGCCGUGGAGAAUAGCGUGAAGCCUCCACACACGCUAGGACUCCACAGUAACACACUCAACAAGCCACGUGAUAAGAUGCGCGGAUUGACUGUCUCAGACGUCACUACGUCACCAUGAGGACUUAGCGUGCAUUGGGAAUUGGGCAUGCAAAACUGGGGAGAAAAGCGGAGAAAAUUCACACAAAAAAAAAGAUCUUUAUGAGUAAUUGUAACCCUGGACCUGUUAAGGAGUUUUGAGCACCGGGACAGUCUGGUGAACAUUCAGAAGAAGAAUCAGAAUGAGCUUUAUUGCCAAGUAUGCUUACACAUACAAGGAAUUUGUCUUGGUGACAGGAGCUUCCAGUGUACAACAAUACAAAAACAGCAGCAAGACAUAGAUAAUAAUAAAAAGAUAAAACUAAUUAUACACAUACGUACAGACACACAUACACAUGGGUAGUGCAAAUCUAAUACAAUCUGUGCAAAUACAAAUCUGUUAUGUACAGUACAAUUUUUUUUUAUUUUUUUUUCUCAGAGGAAUGAAAUGGCAGAAGAGGUUGGAUGUGUUGGAUAAAUAUAAAAAAGACUAAACAGUGUAUUGCACAUAGUUAUUGCUCAAUGGGGCAAUUUAACUGUUCAUGAGAUGGAUAGCCUGAGGGAAAAAACUGUUCCUGUGCCUGACGGUUCUGGUGCUCAGAGCUCUGAAGCGUCGGCCAGAAGGCAACAGUUCAAAAAGGUAGUGGGCAGGGUGAGUGGGGUCCAGAGUGAUUUUUUCCAGCCUUUUUCCUCACUCUGGAAGUGUAUAGUUCUUGAAGGGGGGGCAGGGGGGCAACCAAUAAUCCUCUUAGCAGUCCGAACUGUCCUUUGUAAUCUUCUGAUGUCUGAUUUCGUAGCUGAACCAAACCAGACAGUUAUUGAAGUGCAGAGGAAAGACUCAAUGACCGCUGAGUAGAAUUGUAUCAGCAGCGCCUGUGGCAGGUUGAAUUUCCUCAGCUGGCGAAGGAAGUACAACCUCUGCUGGGCCUUUUUCACAGUGGAGUCAAUGUGGGUCUCCCACUUCAGGUCCUGUGAGAUGGUAAUGCCCAGGAACCUGAAUGACUCCACUGCUGCCACAGUGCUGUUUAGAAUGGUGAGGGGGGUCAGUGUUGGGGUGUUCCUCUUAAAGUCCACAAUCAUCUCCACCGUUUUGAGCGUGUUCAGCUCAAGGUUGUUUUGACUGCAUCAGACAGCCAGCUGUUCAACCUUCCUUCUGUAUGCAGACUCAUCGUCAUCUCGGAUGAGGCCGAUGACAGUAAUGUCAUCUGCAAACUUCAGGAGCUUGACAGAGGGGUCCUUGGCAGUGUAGUCAUUUGUGUACAGGGAGAAGAGUAAUGGGGAGAGCACACAUCCCUGAAGGGCACCAGUGCUGAUUGUACAGGUGCUAGAAGUGAGUUUCUCUGGUCUCACAAGCUGCUGCCUGUCUCACAGGAGAGCAAAUGAGUGUCAAAGAUGUUUAUUUCUGUAUAGAUAUUUAUAAUUCUGAGCUGUCCUUCUAUGUUCUUGAUUUAGAUGCUCUUAUUGAUUUUGAUGACCUUCAGUAGAACUAUUUCUACCUUCCUUAAGUGUUAAGUGGCUUGGACAUACAGUACUCUGCUGUUUUUACACCAUUCAGUGUCAUUUCAAAACUAAGCUGGGCGAAUCUCACAGAAAAUGUCAAGAAUAUGUCUGCGUCAUAAUUCACUCUAUAAUAAUAAUUUUAAAAAAGUUUUUUGUUUAAAGCAAAUUACGCCUAUUUUUAAGGACCACUAAAACUUUUUGCGUUGGGACAAUAUUUUCAUUAAAAUUAAACGCAUUUCCCUUGCCACAAUUCUCAUUAAUGUAAUUUAAGAACAAAGUAUUAUUUUUACUGUAAUAUGAAAUAAAAAAUAUCAUUUUUUGUGCAUCAUGGUAAUAUUUGUUGUACUACCUUUGUCCUCAUUCAUGUAAUAUUUUUUUUAUACAUAAUGGUUUUUUUCUGUAAAAAAACUAAAUACUGUAUUGCAGUUUUGAGAAUCAGCAUAUAUAUAUAUAUAUAUAAAUGGCACAGUAAAACAGAUAAAUUAUGGUAAUGAGAAUGGUGGGGGGUGCUUUAUAGUCAUGAAAAAAAUUUACCUAAAAAAUACAUAUCUAUCUAUCUAAUAUAUAUAUAUAUAUACACACACACACACACUACCAUUCCAAUGUUUGGGGUCACUUGCCUGAAAUGUUUCUCAUGAUCUUAAAAACCUUUUUAUCUGAAGGCGUAUGCUUAAAUGUUUGAAAUUAGUUUUAUAGACAAAAAUAUAAUUGUGCCACCAUAUGAAUUUUUGUUAAUUACAAAACUAACAUUUUUUGGCAUUUCCAUCCACAGAACUGCCGCUCACUGGAUGUUUUUUGUUUUUGGCAUCAUUU
Messenger RNA from Myxocyprinus asiaticus (Chinese sucker), 6720 nucleotides. RefSeq names its product arf-GAP with SH3 domain, ANK repeat and PH domain-containing protein 2-like. The record is from RefSeq and is a predicted model, not a curated record. Gene Ontology annotation, biological process: positive regulation of GTPase activity. The transcript has 28 exons. Lineage: Eukaryota; Metazoa; Chordata; Actinopteri; Cypriniformes; Catostomidae. Gene Ontology annotation, molecular function: GTPase activator activity; protein binding. Bases 361 to 3336 code for a protein of 991 amino acids. Gene Ontology annotation, cellular component: cytoplasm.